Messenger RNA from Pyricularia grisea, 1182 nucleotides. RefSeq lists its product as uncharacterized. The transcript has 2 exons. NCBI's taxonomy places the organism in Eukaryota, Fungi, Ascomycota, Sordariomycetes, Magnaporthales, Pyriculariaceae. The record is from RefSeq and is a predicted model, not a curated record. Bases 355 to 606 code for a protein of 83 amino acids.
GCAGCACGCCAUUCGAGUGGUUCUACCCGAGGACAAGCUUCGUGGUAAUAUGUUUGCCAUUUGCUCUCAGUGGAUGGAGGACGCCGGCAAUGACGUUUUAAUGGAGCUUGAUAAAUUGAAAAAAGACGAGCAGCGCCAGCCGAUUACGUACAACCAUUACUACACUGAUAACAUUUAAAAGUCCCGUUAUGGCUUUCUGCGUAAGGCCGUGGAAGGUGCUAUUAAAGAGACAGCAAGUUCGGAUUAUUAUGGAAAAUUCCAUAUUAGCAAUAUCCCCAUGGAUAUUGAAAAGUUCCUUGAGGCAAUGAAACGCAAAAUUAACGUCGACAGGACGACCAGGCAUAUGCUGAGGCCAUGGCAGGGUUGGAAGUUUACUACAAGGUAGCUAUAAAGAUUUUCGUGGACAAUGUCUGUCGGCAGGUCGUCGAGCGUCAUAUUAUUGCGCCCCUUCCCGAGAUUUUCAGUCCAGUAAUUGUUUCCCGAUUUACGGACGACGAGCUUUUUCAAAUCGGAUCCGAGUCGGAAAAACAAAACCGCAAGCGGGAAGAGCUUAGGGCCAGGGCAAAAAAACUGAGGAGCAGCCUUGAAAAUCUCCAGCGACGCUGACGGGUAUCUUCCUUCGGGGUUAUGAGGAGCCACUUUUCGCUGUUUUCUUUAAUUAAAUUUUUAUCCAGUUAUAUGUUGGUUUCAAACGCGGACCUUUACGGAUCCAGCGAUAUCCUAAUUUCAGUCGACACACUGGAAAGGUUAACAAAUGGUGGGGCAUAGGAGGUUAUACGUUCUUUUAAUUUGAUUAAGUUUAAAAGUAUAAUGAUAGAAAUCCGGCAGGCAGAGAAUGGGUACAUUUUGUGGAUUCGUUGCAAAUCUCGGCCCCAAAAAGGCAGGUCAUACAUUGGUGAUCCACAAAACACAUGUUAAUUUCGGUGCAAGAAUUGCAUUUUCAUCAAAUGUGCUGGGCUGGGCUUAAGUGCUUUGCAUCUGGUCCAAGCUAGAGUAGAGUGUUGAAUAAAACGGGCACUUUGCCCAUUUAUAUGUCCACUAUAUGUGCCUGAGCAGCUGCUUUAACAUACAGACUAAGCGACAUGCCGCGUCGAUUAUAAUAAGCUCCGGCACAAAGUACCCGCCGCUCCAAUACCCGGUUGGCAUACAUAUCGGGACCUUUUUUUUUUUUUUUUAACGGAA